GUUAUACCUAUGGGUUAUACUAUCUAUGGGUUGUACUUACCAGCUGUAAGCUGUAAGUUGCGCAUAAUUUUACGAAAGUCUCGAAAAUUUGACGAGGACAAAAGUGCCUUUGUCAUCCAAUAACCAUGACUUCUCUUGGUAUUUCUGCUCGAUUGAAAAACCCAAGAAAAAUAGAACUGGUGAAAUCCCAAAGUCAAUCACAAAUUUUAGCCAACAAACUUAGGCAGGAUGGAGUCUUCAGCACAGUUGAAAACGUGAUGCAAGCAGUUGAUCAAGUUGCUGCUCUACUAGCUUCAUCACAUGUUAAUCCCAACAUAUCAUACAAAGAGAAUAUCAUUAACUUAUGCCAGCAUUUGAAGGUAUAUGGUGCUUACCUUGAGUUGCUGUAUCAGGACCAGAUGAACAGAGCUUUUGUUAUUUUCCGUAAUAGUUCUCAAGAUGAUGAACGCCUCGAUUAUUUAUCUCGGUUACAUUUACUCGAACUUAUCGAAUUACGAGCUAAAGGAUGGAAGGGAACUGAUAUUAUGAAUCAGUAUUACCGUAAAAAGGCUAACCAGUGUGUUCAGAUUGAAGCCUCAGAAACUGCAAGCAGUUUAUCGGAGUCUAUUACUUCUUUAACUGCAACCACGUCACUUUUGGGACCUGGUGAAGUCAUCAAGUCUUCCGGGAAAUUCGUUAAACCUACCAGGAUUCCAGGGAAAAAUUAUUGCAAAGAUGAGGUGGUCAUUCGUAAUGCUGAUUCAGGAAAAGUGAUGGGCAUCAAAGGUCGCAGGGUUCAUAUGAUAGAAGAACUUAGUGAAACGAUAAUAUCUUUUCAAAGAGUUAAUCCGGGGGCUAAAGAACGUCUGGUUCAAAUAACCGGUGCUAACGAAGAAAGUAUAAAUCAUGCAAAACAUUUAAUUGAAGACACAAUAAGACGCAAUGCUUCACCAGUGCGAGAAGGCUUGAGCGGUCCUCUGACUGGAUCCAGUUCGAGCAUUAAUUCUUCUGCAUCUGAAGACAGUGCUUUACCCCAUUCUGCACGCGUCUCGCGGGCUUUACUCCACAGCCUUAGUACCAAUGAUGCCAGUCUCGGAGAAUAUAAAUAUACAGUAGUUGUAGGAGGGCACACAAUCAAAAUCAGCGGAGACAAUUUGGAUCUCAUUAGAACCAGUAAAUUAGUGCUAGAUGAAUAUUUUUCUGGUGAACCAAUCCAAGAUAUAACCCAGUUCUAUAGCUUCGACAGUUUGCCCCAACCAAUCUUGACCCCUGAGUUGGCACAGUCUCCAUUGUCCCCUCCAGAAUCUCUGCCGUCCCCAGGUCUCUCCAAUGGACACUCGGACGAUGCAACAACAGCGCCUUUAAGAAGACCUCAUUUACCACUGGAAGACAUACUCAAAGGUAAAAUGUCCCCCGAAGUUCCCCUUGACUGCAAUGAACAUCGCAGUACAUAUUCUAACGAAACUCUAGUUCAAUUGGCUAUGUCUCCUAUGUGUCUGAAACCGCCGAUUGACUGGGAUCGUAUUUCGAAAGAGCACCCCAACAUUACUCGCAAGGAUGUUGAAGGUUUCGAUGCUAAGCAAUAUUUAUCUGAUCGUUCAGCUGACCACGUCGCAUCUAUACUCAGUGCAGACGAGCUGGAUACAGGUGAAGUAUAAUUAUUAAAUUGACUUAAUAGUUCGUCGAUGAUACUAAUUAAUCAUGGUAUUGACAAAAAAACUUUUUCAUAACUACUUUAAUUCAAUAUCAAAACUAUUUUACAUACAUACUACUAUUACUACUUAUUAUUAUUAUUGAUAAUAAUAAUAAAUUAAUUUUGUUUUGUUGUAUGUACAAUAAAGUAGACUGUUUAAAUUGCCAAAUUAAAUCUAAAAAAAAAUACAAAAAAUUGAAAAUAAGAAAAAGAAACUAAUAUUUUCUUACGACUUUUGAUAAUGUAAUUAUCGCUGUAAGUAGACAGUAUUUGUUUUAUUUUUGGAAAACGUGAAAAAUUGAUAUUUUCAUAUCUUUAUUUUUCAAUAUAAAGAUCCAUGAAUAACGAAAGAAUAAUUUCUAAUUGAACUGCUUAGGAUUUAGGUGAUAAAUACUAAUUAUAUUCAGAUCUGUUUUUCUUAAUUUAUUUUUCGUAGUUUUUCAUUAUUUUUAUUGAUUAGUUUGUUGUGAUAUUUUAUUUACAAACUUGUUAAAAGACUAAUGUUUUGUUUUGUAUUUGUUAGAAUUUAUAUUGGUAAUGUCUAAUGUCCUUAUUCAGAAAUAUUUCGUUUCUUAUGUAAUGUAAGAACCGAAAUGUUUUUGCUUUUUGAGAAAGCAGUGUAUAAGAUUAAAAAUAAUUUGUUUCUAAUAUAUGGUUUGCUAAAUCAGGCGAAUCAGUGUUCUAGUAAAAAAAGGAGAAACAUAAGAAACAUACCUAUUGCCCGAUUUCUUAAACAAACACGAAAGUGUAUCUGCUUUAGCGUAAUGUAAUUUUUAAAAUUUUAAUUAAAAAACGACUACUGCAAUAACUACCAGUUUUUAGCAGUUUAUUUAUUAUAAUAAUUACUCUUAUUACGCUGAUAACUAAAUACUAAGUUAUUUUAGUGUUAAUAAAAGCACCCGUUUGGAAACUUUAGCAUUUGUAUACAUUAAGAAAAGUUAUUGUUUCUUUAAAAAAAAUAUUUUCUUCAAAUAAAUUCUUUGUGAUUUGAAA
This is a messenger RNA of Agrilus planipennis (emerald ash borer), 2665 nucleotides long. RefSeq names its product eukaryotic translation initiation factor 4E-binding protein Mextli (gene mxt). Bases 126 to 1637 code for a protein of 503 amino acids. NCBI's taxonomy places the organism in Eukaryota, Metazoa, Arthropoda, Insecta, Coleoptera, Buprestidae. The record is from RefSeq and is a predicted model, not a curated record. The transcript has 11 exons. Gene Ontology annotation, molecular function: eukaryotic initiation factor 4E binding; translation initiation factor activity; RNA binding. Gene Ontology annotation, cellular component: cytoplasm; RNA cap binding complex. Gene Ontology annotation, biological process: positive regulation of translation; regulation of formation of translation initiation ternary complex.